This is a messenger RNA of Medicago truncatula (barrel medic), 417 nucleotides long. Its product is annotated as glycine-rich RNA-binding protein 5, mitochondrial. Gene Ontology annotation, molecular function: RNA binding. The transcript has 4 exons. The coding region runs from base 1 to 417 and encodes 138 amino acids. Lineage: Eukaryota; Viridiplantae; Streptophyta; Magnoliopsida; Fabales; Fabaceae. The record is from RefSeq and is a predicted model, not a curated record.
AUGGCGUUAUUUGGUAAAACGGGGAAGCUACUCAAGAAUUCUGCUGUCAAUCAUGAUUUAUCUAUGUCGGUAUUUCAAGCAACUAGAUCAAUGUCAUCUGCAAAUCUUUUUCUAGGAGGUAUUUCAUAUAAUACUCUCCGAAAACAUUUUUCUCUCUAUGGGAAAGUUCUUGAUGCAAAGAUUAUCAGAGAUCGUGAAACAGGAAGGCCUCGAGGUUUUGGUUUUGUAACUUUUGCAACGACGGAGGAGGCAUCUGCUGCCCUUCAGACCAUGAGUCUUGCCAUUAAGUCCAUGAAAAACCAGGAUCUUUAUGGUCGGAAGGUACGAGUGAACUAUGCUACAGAAAAGUCGGGUCCUGGGUUUAGUGGUGGUGGCUAUCACAGCUGCCAUCUCGAGACUACAGUAGAAACUCUUUAA